GUACCUCUUAUAAUGUACAUAUUUCGUGCAAUUUUUACCGAACUGAGCAGCCCUGUAACCAAAUCAGCUGUUCGUUUGCUGCUAUUGGAAAUUUGUUAUUAACAAAUAUAAACAAAGGAUAGAGUGUGAAAAAUUAGAUCUCGAUAAAAUGCUGACCGCUAAAAUUGGUAAAGUAGGUAAAGUGCUCAUUUGUGGCAUGAAAGGUGUGGGAAAAACCGCGCUACUGGAACAAUUAAUUUAUGGCAAUGUCAACAUGGAUACGGAGAUUCAUCCUACAAUUGAGGACAUAUAUGUAGCAAGUGUUGAUACAGGUCGUGGCGGCGCACGUGAAACGCUCCGUAUCUACGACAGUGCUGGUCUACAAGGGAAGGGUCAACUGCCGCGGCACUACCUUUAUUUUCCCGAUGGUUAUGUACUCGUAUACGAUCCAACAGAUCCCAGCAGCUUGGACAUGUUGGCCGAUAUCAAAACUGAUAUCGAUCGUAACAAGGAGAAAAAGGACAAUGUUGCAAUA
Molecule: messenger RNA, 514 nt
Organism: Rhagoletis zephyria (snowberry fruit fly)
Lineage: Eukaryota; Metazoa; Arthropoda; Insecta; Diptera; Tephritidae
Product: NF-kappa-B inhibitor-interacting Ras-like protein
Biological process (GO): Ral protein signal transduction; negative regulation of canonical NF-kappaB signal transduction
Molecular function (GO): GTP binding; GTPase activating protein binding; GTPase activity
Source: RefSeq, a predicted model, not a curated record